UGUGUUGUCCUCAGGAACCGGGAAGAUCUCACUGUCUUUUUCUCUUUCCUGAAGGACUCAGGCCAGGCCAUCCCGCUCGUGGUGGAAAGCUGCAUUCGCUACAUCAAUUUGUACGGCCUUCAGCAACAGGGUAUUUUUAGAGUUCCUGGCUCCCAGGUGGAAGUCAAUGACAUCAAGAACUCGUUUGAGAGAGGUGAAGAUCCCCUUGCUGAUGAUCAAAACGAACGUGACAUUAACUCAGUGGCCGGAGUCUUGAAGCUCUAUUUUCGAGGACUGGAAAACCCACUCGUUCCUAAGGAAAGGUUUCAAGAUUUGGUAUCUACUAUAAAAAUCGAGAGCCCCCUGGAGAGAGUGCACCAGAUCCAGCAAAUCAUCGUCACGCUGCCCCGCGCCGUCAUCGUGGUCAUGAGAUACCUCUUUGCUUUCCUCAACCACUUGUCGCAGUACAGCGACGAGAACAUGAUGGAUCCCUACAACCUGGCCAUCUGCUUCGGCCCCACACUGAUGCACAUCCCUGACGGACAGGACCCCGUGUCCUGCCAGGCGCACGUCAACGAGGUCAUCAAAACCAUCAUCGUCCACCACGAGGGCAUCUUCCCCAGCCACAGGGAGCUGGAAGGACCCGUCUACGAGAAGUGCAUGACGGGCGGCGAGGAGUACUGCGACAGCCCGCACAGCGAGCCGGGCACCAUCGACGAGGUGGACCACGACAACGGCACGGAGCCGCACACCAGCAAGGAAAAAAACGAAGUGGAGCAGAUCGAGGCCAUCGCCAAGUUUGACUACGCCGGGCGCUCCCCGCGGGAGCUCUCCUUCAAGAAAGGGGCCUCGCUGCUCCUCUACCACCGGGCGUCGGAGGACUGGUGGGAAGGGAGACACAACGGCGUGGACGGCCUCAUCCCGCACCAGUACAUCGUGGUGCAGGACAUGGACGACGCGUUCUCCGACAGCCUCAGUCAGAAGGCGGACAGCGAGGCGAGCAGCGGGCCGCUGCUGGACGACAAAGCCUCCUCCAAGAACGACAUCCAGUCCCCGACGGAUCAUAUCCCAGACUACGGAUUUGGGGGCGUGAUGGGCCGAGUGAGAUUGAGGUCUGACGGCGCAGCUAUCCCUCGCCGUCGGAGCGGGGGGGACACGCACAGCCCGCCCCGAGGGCUGGCCCCGGGCAUGGACACUCCUCCGCGAGCGGCCGCCUGUCCUAGCAGCCCCCACAAAAUGCCACUUAACAGAGGCAGGAUUGAGAGCCCCGAAAAGCGCAGGAUGGCGACAUUCGGCAGUGCAGGCAGCAUCAAUUACCCAGACAGGAAGGCCUUGGCUGAUGGCCACCCGCUGAGAUCGACCUGUGGAUCGACUAGACACAGUAGUCUUGGAGAUCAGAAAUCCCUAGAAGCAGAAGCGCUUGCUGAGGACAUCGAGAAGACCAUGAGCACGGCGCUGAACGAGCUGCGCGAGCUGGAGCGGCAGAACACGGCCAAGCAGGCGCCCGACGUGGUGCUGGACACGCUGGAGCCCAUGAAGACGCCCAGCAGCUCCAGCUCCGGCGUGGGCAGCCCCGCCGUCACCCCCACCGAGAAGCUCUUCCCCGGCGCCGCCGACAAGUCGGGCACCAUGUAG
Messenger RNA from Tinamus guttatus (white-throated tinamou), 1614 nucleotides. The record is from RefSeq and is a predicted model, not a curated record. NCBI's taxonomy places the organism in Eukaryota, Metazoa, Chordata, Aves, Tinamiformes, Tinamidae.